GGACAACAUGAGUGGAGAGAAGGAAACGUUGUUGGAAGAAAUCGAACAGAGGUUACACCGUCUAACCGAGGACAAUUUACGAUACCUGUGUGAACGCUGUGGAAUUGAUGGCUCCCAAGUUAAAGGAAAGAACCAUCGCUCGUUACGACGUAAAAUCAUGGAGGAAAUGUGGGAAAAUGCAGAUUCGGUGAAAUCGGAAGAGCAGGGAAUGUCUUGGUUACUCCAACUGAAAGAGGACAUCAGAAAGAUACAGGAAGAAUCUAGUGUGGCACCCAUGAGUCCCAGACAGUCUGAUGACGAUGCUACAGACUGCGAUGAAGAAUGGGACGUGGAGGACAACGAUGGAGAGGGAGAUUCAGAUUCGAUGUCAUCAAGUAGGAACAAUGGUGUGUGGAUUAACUACAAUCUGCUUCUGUAACAGUUCAUUUAUCAAUAUUUAUUAAUUGAUCCAUAUUUGCAAAACGUUUCUAUUCCGUGUUAUAUAGCAGUUCAUCUGUGUUGGAUAGGGAAGAUACUUCAACACUAGUUUAUUGUUAAAUACUUUGGUACAUAUGAGGAACCUUAACUUCAUGUCUUUAUUUCACAGGGGACAGCCCUAACGGUCGCUCGCUCAGUGGGAGGGGCUUAUCAUCUGGGAAGGCUCCAGGGUUGAAAGUGAUCCAGCGCCCUUAUAGCUGUGACGUAUGUGAGAAAAGUUUCCCUCAUUUAGGAGACCUAAAGAGACACCAGAGAAUACACACAGGAGAGAAACCAUAUGGCUGUAUUCAAUGUGGGAAGAGUUUCCGUCAGCCAGGACAACUGACUAAACACAAGCUAACCCACACUGGAGAGAAAUCUUAUCGCUGUGAUCAAUGUGGGAAGAGUUUUGGCCGAGCCGAUUCCCUGACUGAACACAAGCGAACACACACAGGAGGGAAAUCUUAUGUCUGUGAUCAAUGUGGGAAGAGUUUAACUACCUUAGGAGCGCUGACUAUACACCAUAGA
Messenger RNA from Coregonus sp. 'balchen', 984 nucleotides. The record is from the annotation of a GenBank genome assembly. Lineage: Eukaryota; Metazoa; Chordata; Actinopteri; Salmoniformes; Salmonidae.